AUGUUUGGUAAGAAACCACAGACUAUCCUCACAGACCAAGAUGCUGCAAUGGCAAAGGCAUUAGCCUCACAAUGGCCAGAAACACAUCAUCGUUUAUGUGUUUGGCAUAUGUACCAGAAUGCAACUAAGAACCUCAAAGAAGUGCUAGGAAGGUACAGUACUUUUGCAGCAGAUUUUAAUAGUUGUGUAUAUGACCAUGACUAUGAAGAUGAUUUUUUAGAUGCAUGGGAUAAUAUGCUUGAUAAAUAUGAUCUAAAGAAUAACAGUUGGUUGCAAAGACAAUUUGAGUUAAGGGAGAAAUGGGGUUUGGUUUAUGGGAGGAAAACAUUUUGUGCUGAUAUGUCUAUUACUCAGAGAAGCGAGAGUAUGAACAGUCAAAUUAAAAGGUUGGUUGAUGAAGGAUGUUUUGAAGAGUUGAGAGCAGAUUUUAAAGCAACUCAAAGUAAACCAUCAUUAGAAUAUCCAGUAGAAAUAUUGAAGCAUGCAACAAGUGUUUAUACUCUUGCAGUAUUUAAGUUGUUUAAUCGUGAAUUAUGGCUCACUUGGGAUUGUGAAUUGCAUAAGGAGGGUGAGGUUGGAUCUGUGGUAAAAUAUAAAGUUAUUUCUUCCCGUAAAUCUCGCCAACACAUUGGUCAAUUUGAUUCAUUGGCUUCUACAGUGAUGUGUAGUUGUAAUAAAUUUGAAUUUGUUGGAAUUUUAUGUGCCCAUGCCUUAAAAGUGUUAUCUCUUCAAAAUUGUAAAAGGGUGCCAAAUCAGUAUAUUUUAAAAAGGUGGACAAAAGAUGCAAAGGUUGGUUCUGCAAUGAAAAAUUAUAUGCAUGUAGAACCACAUGACCAAAAUGCAGAUGUGGGAAGUUGUUAUAAAGUGUUGCUUAAAUUGUAUUCUAAUUUGGCAGCAAGAGCUACACUGAUUGAUGAGACUUUUCGUAUUUCUUUGGAUGCUCAUGAAAGUACUUUGAACAAAGUAGAGGCAAAUUUGAAAAAUUUAUCAAUUGAAGAAUCUACUGUUGGGAGCACUCAUUUCAAAUUAAAGGCUCAACAAGCUAAUGAUAAUGUGCAGCCUACUAAUUGUGAAGGAAAUAAAAUUAAAGGAAUUAAGCUUAAAGGGAGACAAGCAUGUGUAGGGACAUCUCAUAGAAGAAAGGGUGCAUUAGAGAAAGUUACAAGAAAGAGAAAACGUCAAAAAAAAGCAUCCUCUCAUAUUCAACAGCUCACACCAGAAGAUAGCAUGGGAAAUUUAAAUACACCUGGCUUUACUGAUAUGCUAAACUUGACACAGGUAAUUAAAUGA
Molecule: messenger RNA, 1290 nt
Organism: Quercus robur (English oak)
Lineage: Eukaryota; Viridiplantae; Streptophyta; Magnoliopsida; Fagales; Fagaceae
Product: protein FAR-RED IMPAIRED RESPONSE 1-like
Exons: 4
Coding region: 1-1290 (429 amino acids)
Biological process (GO): regulation of DNA-templated transcription
Molecular function (GO): zinc ion binding
Source: RefSeq, a predicted model, not a curated record